This is a messenger RNA of Neltuma alba, 890 nucleotides long. Its product is annotated as protein MIZU-KUSSEI 1-like. Bases 1 to 849 code for a protein of 282 amino acids. Lineage: Eukaryota; Viridiplantae; Streptophyta; Magnoliopsida; Fabales; Fabaceae. The transcript has a single exon. The record is from RefSeq and is a predicted model, not a curated record. Gene Ontology annotation, biological process: hydrotropism.
AUGAAACAGCAAGACUAUACCCUCCAGAGAAGCACCAGCACCACCGCCCUCACCACCAGAUCCGGCAGCAGAAGAAUCACUCCUUCUAAUCAUCAUCACAACGCUCUUCGUCCCUCAGACCCCGACGACUUCUCCGUCUCCGACAACCUCCUCAUACGCAGAGGCUCUUCUCCUUCUGUCUCCUUUCACCACAACUCCACCAGGUCCCAGACCAAGCUCUCCUCUCUCCUUCGCUCAUUCCUCAACAUCUUCUCCUUUCCCACCAUUCUUCCCACCUGUAAAUGGCUCACCGUUCCUUCCCACCUCUCCAUAGCACCUUCCCUUGGUCGCAAAGUCACCGGGACUCUCUUCGGCCAUCGACGCGGUCACGUCUCCUUCGCCGUCCAGCUUGACCCCCGUUCGGAGCCUCUUUUAGUGCUUGAGCUGGCCAUGUCCACUUCUUCUUUGGUCAAGGAGAUGUCCUCCGGUCUGGUUCGGAUCGCGCUGGAGUGCGAGAAGCUUCCGGCCGCGGCGCAGACCGGAGGCCGGACCAGGAAGCUGUUCCAGGAGCCGAAUUGGGUCAUGUACUGUAACGGGAGGAAGUGCGGGUACGCGGUGUCGCGCACGUGCGGGGAUCCCGAUUGGCACGUGCUGAGCACGGUGCAGAGCGUGUCCGUCGGAGCCGGAGUGAUUCCGGUGGUGGAGGACGAAAGCGCGAGGAAAGGCAGCGGCGGGUCAGAUGGCGAGUUGCUGUAUAUGAGAGCGAGGUUUGAACGAGUCGUGGGAAGUCGUGACUCGGAGGCAUUUUAUAUGUUGAAUCCCGAUGGUAAUGGAGGGCCUGAACUUAGCAUUUUUCUGUUGAGAAUAUGAAAGAAAAGCUUGUUCGAGACAGAUUAAGAUAAAUAAUUAUA